AUGUGGCGCGAGAGGAUGAGCCUUCAAAAGAAACACUGGAUGGUGACACUACAAGAGGUUUUCUACCCUGCUCUAGCAGCUGUGGGGAUCCCCUCCAAUAUCCUCACCUUUCUGAUCAUCUGGAGGAGGAACUGCAUGCUCUCCAGAUCCAGCACCUUCUACCUGAUGGCCAUUUCUGUGGCUGACACCCUCGUUCUGGUUUUCAUUGUGGUUCUUGAGCUUUCUGUUAAGUACCACCAGCAGGAGCCGUUUUGGAGUUACGAGCCCUGGUGCAGCCUGAGGGACAUUUUUAGCUACGGAGCGUACAACGCCUCAACGUGGCAGGUGGUUGUGUUUACAGUGGAACGUUUUGUCGCAAUCCACACGUGGAAAAUGAAGGCUAAAAUCUGCACUCGGAGAUGUGCAGCAUGGACUACAACGUCCGUUUUCCUCUUCAGUCAUCUUUUUGCCAUUCCUUACUACUGGUCUAAUGCCUCAGUCCACGAGAACAACCAGACAAGAUGUAUAUACAAACCAGAGGCCCCGACUCAGUUCAUUCACACCCUGGUUGGGCUUCAAACGCUGCAAGCCUACAUAUUCCCCUUCCUCAUCAUCCUCACACUUAACGGGUUGACUCUGCGCCUGAUCUCUCUCAGCAAUCGGGUUCACGUCGCAGCCGAUUUGACUUCCAGGGUCAACAAGGUCACGCCCCUGCUGCGCUCCUGGAAGAGGAAAUCUGUGGUGCUUCUGGUGACUGUGUCCAUGACUUUCGUGCUGUUGUCCGUCACCCGUGCUAUAACUCAGAUCAUCCUCCGCACGACUCACAUGUACAGUCUGGAUCGUAAUGAUUACAACCUCCGGAUAAAUAUAGCAGCAGACACUGGCACCAUGCUGAGCCUGAGCAACGCGGCAGCUAACAUGUACCUGUAUGUUUGCACCCAGACUAAGUUUCGCCAGGAGUUCUUUGCCUGCGCCAGGCAGGUGUCUUUCUACUGCAAAAAAAAGCUCUAG
This is a messenger RNA of Sebastes umbrosus (honeycomb rockfish), 990 nucleotides long. Its product is annotated as probable G-protein coupled receptor 139. Gene Ontology annotation, biological process: G protein-coupled receptor signaling pathway. The coding region runs from base 1 to 990 and encodes 329 amino acids. The record is from RefSeq and is a predicted model, not a curated record. NCBI's taxonomy places the organism in Eukaryota, Metazoa, Chordata, Actinopteri, Perciformes, Sebastidae. The transcript has 2 exons. Gene Ontology annotation, cellular component: membrane. Gene Ontology annotation, molecular function: G protein-coupled receptor activity.